AAAUUAGUGAAGAUUGUUUAUAUCUAAAUAUAUUUACUUCUAAUCCUUCUAAUACUGGAAAUAUGUCUGUUUUAGUAUUUAUUCACGGUGGUGGAUAUACCAGUGGAAGUGGUGCAAGAUGGCACGGCCAAAUAUUAGCUGCUCAUGAAGACAUAGUCGUGAUUACCAUUAAUUAUCGACUAGGUGUACUAGGUUUUAUGUCAUCCGCUAUCCAAGCUAAUCUUGGUCUACUAGAUCAAAGUUUAGCUUUACAAUGGGUAAAAGAUAAUAUUGAAAAUUUCGGAGGUAACCCACAACAUAUUACAAUAGCUGGAAAUUCAGCGGGUGCCUCAUCCGCUAUGUAUCAUAUGGUUAUGCCUUCUAGUAAGGGAUUAUUUAGGGGUGCAAUCUUUCAAAGUGGACCUUAUGGAGCUAUACCAUCAUUUAUUAAAUCUCGUACAUCAUUACCAAUAACACUAAAGGAUGCUGAGAUAUCUUUUAAACGAUUUAGUUCAGCAGCUAACUGUACAAAAAGUACAGCGUCAGAAACUGUCAAUUGUUUACAAGUUUUAACCAUACAACAGUUAGUAAAUCUCCAAUAUAGCCUACAAUCAAAUUAUCCAGCUCUUAUUUCUCCUUUUGCUGAUGGCAGCAAUGUGCAAGAAGUCUUGUAUACGGCUAUACCAGCAGGAAGAUUUCAUAAAGCUAAUGUUAUGAUGGGCACUACAUUAAACGAUGGCUACUUCGGUCUUAUUUUGUUACCCAAUUCAGUUAAUGUUGCAAAGGGAAUAUCACGUCAAGAUUUCAUGUCUAUAACUAGUAAUGCCUUUCCUUUUGCAAACCAAGGCGUAAAAUUAUCUAUACAAUAUCAAUAUACUAAUUGGAGUAAUUUUAAUUCACCGAUAUCGAAUCGGGAUCAAUAUGGAGAAAUUAUCAACGACUUUAUUUUUGCACUUCCAAAUGAGUACUAUGCCGAUCAGUUUUCUCGAUAUAUACCCACCUAUAGCUACAUAUUUGCUCAUCGUACUAGUGGCACGUUCAGACCUACUUAUCUAAAGGUAGUACAUAGUAUGGAAAUGCCAUAUGCUUUUAGUUAUGCAAUCGAUAGGCCAGCUGAUUAUUCAACAACAUUUAAUGCUGAAGAAAAAGAUUUAUGCAAGUAUAUCAUGUCGUACUGGGGUAGUUUUAUUCGCAAUGGGUUAGUACCGAUGUUAGAAUUCUAUAAUUAA
Messenger RNA from Trichoplax adhaerens, 1208 nucleotides. RefSeq lists its product as uncharacterized. NCBI's taxonomy places the organism in Eukaryota, Metazoa, Placozoa, Uniplacotomia, Trichoplacea, Trichoplacidae. The record is from RefSeq and is a predicted model, not a curated record. Gene Ontology annotation, molecular function: acetylcholinesterase activity. Gene Ontology annotation, cellular component: plasma membrane. The transcript is spliced from 2 exons. The annotation marks the transcript as partial. Gene Ontology annotation, biological process: choline metabolic process; acetylcholine catabolic process.